Siniperca chuatsi (mandarin fish) is the source of this 7966-nucleotide messenger RNA. Its product is annotated as zf-DHHC domain-containing protein. The transcript has 9 exons. NCBI's taxonomy places the organism in Eukaryota, Metazoa, Chordata, Actinopteri, Centrarchiformes, Sinipercidae. The record is from RefSeq and is a predicted model, not a curated record. Gene Ontology annotation, molecular function: palmitoyltransferase activity. The coding region runs from base 22 to 1002 and encodes 326 amino acids.
GCAGCGUAAGGUUUCAACGUGAUGUCACCACCCGGAAGCGGGGGACAGGGGGGCGGAGCCCGGCAGAAGAUGGCGUCUCUGCGCUGUAGGCGAGACCCCUGCGGCGUUAUCUGUCUGAUUUUAACUUAUUUCAGCGUGUUUUACGCGGACUACGUGGUUAUACAGUAUGUCCUCAUCCCCGCUUACUCGGACAGCGUGUGGUGUACUCUGCAUGGAUCAGUGUUCAACCUGAUUCUGCUGCUGCUGCUGGCCUGCCACUCCAAAGCUGUCUUAUCAGACCCUGGUAUGGUGCCUCUUCCCGACACAGCCAUAGACUUCUCAGACCUCCGCUCGCAGUCGUCUCGGAUGAAUGAGCGGGGCUGUGAAGGCUGGACGGUGUGCAGUCGCUGUGAAACCUACAGACCUCCCAGAGCGCAUCACUGCCGUGUCUGUCAGAGGUGUAUACGCCGCAUGGACCAUCACUGUCCCUGGAUCAACAACUGUGUCGGAGAGCUGAACCAGAAGUAUUUCAUCCAGUUUCUCUUCUACACCGGCAUGGCCAGUCUGUACUCCAUGGUGUUGGUGGUGUCGGCCUGGGUGUGGAGGAUAAGGAACGAGCGAGAAGGCGACGCAGAGAAAGAAGGAGAGGAGACGCCCAGCAAGCACCUGAUAGUCGCUCACUACAUCAUCCUCCUGGUGGAGUCGGUGUUGUUUGGCGUGUUUGUCAUGGUCAUUUUCUACGAUCAGUUGGUCUCCAUAAUCACAGACGAGACUCCAAUAGAGCAGAUGAGGAACAGGCUGAUGAUCAAGGACAGAGGCUCUUCCUCCUCCUCUUCCUCCUCCUCCUCCUCCUCCUCCUCCCAGCUGCCUCACCACCCCCCACACACCCGCAAGCCAAAGAUCGCUCUGCUGCGGGAGGUUUUCGGAAGAGGUUCGGUCUUUUGCUGGCUUCUUCCUCUCCACUCCAGCCCUCCGUCAGUUGGCGGCAUCAUCUACUCCGCCCUGCCCGACUACGAAGUCUGACCUUUGACCUGUGAGAGCGAGAGAGGAGGCGAGGAAACGGUGGCAAGAAAGGUUUUUGUGUGUGUGUGUGAGGGAGAGAGUGAAUUUUCUGCCUAACUACGAUGUCUUAUCUUUGGACCUGAGAGGUGAAGAGGAAGGAGGAUGAAGGCCGAGACUGGGACGAAUGAAGAGAGUGUGUGUGUGUAUUAGAUGAAUGAAUGAAUAAUGCACUUUUGUGUGUGUGACUUUAUCACCCAGGGCCUAAAAGAGUUCAGCUUCAGACUCGUGAAAAUCUAUUUCUUUCCUGUCAUGAGGGAAGAGCUCCGAUGGUCCCCGUUUUGUUCCCAUCUGUAGUUUAACUACCAGCGUUCUUUGAUUAUUUUACUGGUGUUGGCCCCUUGUGGACACUGCGGUUUGACUGAUGUGGGUUUAACAAGACCGAUGCAGAUUUUUAAACUAAAGCUGCUGAUGUCGGAUGUAUUAACCUGCUUGAAAUUUGACAAUUUUCAUGCCCAGAAAUUGCAAACAUUCAGGUCCAGAUAUAAUAAGAAAAUGGGGCAGCACAAAUGUGCACUGCGUGUGUGCUGAAUUUACGUGCAGAAUCUGCAUGUAAUUAACUCCCGAUUUACUGAGGCAGCAGCUCAUUAUGCAGUCAGCUUCUGGACUGACCUCCAGAUGCAUUUUGCGAGUGAAGGAAAGCUCAUAGACACAAUUCAGUGGUGGGAUUAUAUGGGAUUUGUCUGAGGUCACCAAGUUAAGAAAAUAAAUGAUAACGUAGUGAUCCAUCCAAAACAUUUACAUCAGCUGCGGUUCAAGUCCACCUGAAGAAACCUAUUAUUAAAAGAGUGCUCCACAGAUUUAGCAUUGCACUCCUAUAACAUUGUCGGACUCACAAAGGACAGUUUUUUUAAAUGAUCGAAAUUUAUGCAGCAGAACCAAAGAUAACGCAUUCUUUAUCCUUGUUAAAACCUGCAACCCACAUUACCCACAAUGCAACUUGACUGCGGACAGUUCAGUCGGAGAUUUGGGUGUAUACGUAAAGUCACGUUUAUUUUCCCAGCACAACCUUGCUUGUGACUAGUAUAAAUCCCAUCUUUGCUACGUUGACACCUCCUUUUAGGAGGAGGUCGCAAAUUGUGUGACCUUGGUAAGUCCAGUGGAAUGUCUCCUCCUAUUAUUUGCACGAUCCUCCCCUAAAUGCAUACGCACUAAGGCGAGAGACAAAAAGCCUCUGAAAUAACAUUUAGGCCAUCACAAGAAACCAAAACUGUUAACCAUUAUGCGUACGUAUGAGAAUCAGAUCAAAAGGGGAUUUUGUUGACAGCAAGUCAGUGAUGAAAUCUUUAAUGAAAAUGUCUAUUUUAUUGUUUAUUGAUAUGUGAGUAUUGACCCACAUAUCAGUCUAACCCCAGUGCAGUGUCUUUUAUGAUGGUGUGUUUGAGGGAAUUGACUUCUGGCCAGUAUUUAUGCGAACGGAUGUUUUAGCACAAAAACUUUCCUCUUCAGAAAGCUACUAAAGGAGGUGAGGGGCAGUGGCCUGGGGUCAACUUCCUGUUUCAUCAAAGUGUUUUUACACCUUUAACCCCUGAAUGAAACCCAAUCAAAACUUUCCUUUUGGUUGUUGAACUGUGAACGUUAACUUUGCCCUAAAAGUAGUUUGUUACUGAAUUAUGUUUUGAAAGAUGAAAAUUAUUUAUGAUUUCUGUUCUUGUUUUUAUAGAAUCAAAUUCUUUUUCCCAGGUAAUGUCCAAGCCAAGCUUUAAAUAGGUACUAGGGAUGCACUGAUGUGGAUUUUUAAAGCUGGUACCAAUAUCUGAUAGUGUCCCAUCCGUAUUAGUUGAAUACAUUCUUAUGGAGCUUAGUGAAACUUGUUUUUCCCCGUGGUAUCGAAAGAGAUAUCGUUUUUUUUAUACUAGUACUGUAUCAAAGUUUAAAAUUCUGGUAUCGUGACAACCUUAGUAUGCUGAUAUACACUAUAUGGCCUAAAGUUUUAAUUCAAAGGCUGCAGGGAUUUGCUCCCAUUCAGCCACAAGAGCAUUAGUGAGGUCCAACACUGAUGCUGGGUGAUCAGGUCUGGCUCAGAGUCGGUGCUCCAGUUCAUCCCAAAGAUGUUGGAUGGGGUUCAAGUCAAAUUCUUCCACAGCAAACUGGGAAAGCUAUUUCCUUAUGGACCUGGCUUUGUGCACUGUUUAAACAGAAAAGGGUCUUCCCCAAACUGGGCACACAAAGCUGGAAGCACACUGUCUAAAAUAUAAUUAUAUCCUGCGGCUUUAACACUUCCCUUCAUUGGAACAAAGGGGCUCAAAUCACGAACAGCCCCAGACCAAACGUCCGCAUACUUUUGGCCACAUAGUGCAUUAAUGCGUCUCUUUCAGGUUCUUUUUUGUUACUGAGUUAGGUCAAGGUCCAACACUGUAAUACAAACUCUAAAAGACACUGUAGGUCAAUGUAUUUUAUAUUAUUUAUUUAUUUUUAUUCUCAAAUCAACCACUAUAGCUCAAGAUAUCAAUUAUACCUUGACAACAGCUCACAGUUUAAAACGAUAUCAUGAAGUUACAUUUCUACAUUUAUGACAUCCACUAAUAUUUUUGUUUAAUGAGAUGAAAAAAUAAAAAAAACUAGCUACCUAUCCUACAUUACAUCAUGUGAAUUAAUACCACCAAACUGGUAUAGUAACAGAAAUAACAGGAACAAAUAAGAUGUGUUGGGAGAUGCUUUGGAGUUCAUAAGCAAACAGCAAAUGGAGAAUGUCCACAAAGAGAUUCCUUUUUAGUGUAUUGAUUUUGUUUUUCCUCAUUCCUGUGUUUAUUUUGAAGUACAAAGACGUUUGACGUGCUACUAACUAAACUGUGUUACACUUACAGAUUUACACUAAUACUACUACUAAUACACACACACACACACACGCAAACAGGGUGUGAUGUAAGAUAUAAAAGGGGGACGCUGGAAAUAAUAAAGACACAAGUUUUGUUUACUGUCAUACUACCCCUAAAUUCUAUUUUUAACCUUGGCGAUUAAAUUAAUAUUUUGUGUCAUUCGUUCCCCAUCAGAUCACCCCGACACACACACACACACACACACACACACACAUUCAGAGUACACCUCUCAGUAUUCUGCUAAAUCUCAGUGAAGGGACAAAUCUUAACUUAUUUAUUGUUUCUAACUAUUCCGUGGAGUUAACUCCACCAACAACUGGUGUAUUUUUAUGUGAGGGGUGAAGUUGUCUUUCCUCACUGAUCUGGGUUUGGAUUUGCUGCUGUUGUAGGAACAAUAACGAAGUGUGUAGCAGCGUCACAAAACUGUAUGAAGGACCUACUUUAGCUACCGACUCUAACUACCUUUAUGUUUUUGAUAAUGGAUUAAUCAUUUUAGUUACUUUUCAGGCAAAGAAAUUGCCAAAUAUUCAGCCUCUCAAAUCUGAGAAUUUGGUGUUUUUCUUUGUCAUAUAUAAUACUAAACUGAAUAUCUUUGGAUCUUAGCGUGUUGGUUGAAUAAAACAAGCAUUUUUCACUCUUUUCUGACAUUUUAUAGACAAAAUGAUUAAUUGAGAAAAUAAUCAAUAGUGAAAAUAAUUGUUAGCCUUUAGAGCAGUCUUCUUCUUCUUUAGCACUAAAAGAAGUUGCAAAGAUGGCACAUGCAUCCUUAAAAAAGGUGGAGAUGCAGCAUGAGAAUAUUAAUCUGUUGAUUUGCCCUCAAUGAACUUUAUUGAAAAGAGCCACUGUCAAUAUUUUGGAAUGGCAACAGGCACAACAGCUAGAUUUUAGAUGGCCAGUAUUGUUAUUGUUAUGUCUUCGCACCAGAAACCACUCGAGCAGCAACAGGAGUAAUGCUCCUUACGGUGGGGUUUUUGUCAUGUGUGUGACACAUGAAACACUUGCUCUGAGGUGGUUUGUCACGGUUGACAUCUCACUAUAAAUUGAAAUGUGGCAGAGAAACCGCAGACGCAAAGGCAACUUCACCCCUCCGCAUGUUUUUAUGUAUGUGUAUAUAAUUAUUCUUCUAAUUCUGUGACCUGGGCUGAACAUGAGUUUCAGAUACACAAGGGAACAUUAUAAGUGCUUCAGUGGAUUUAAUGAACUAUCCAUUUUAACGAAGUAUUCGCAAUAGUCCUCAGAUGUUACAAAAUGAGAACAACUGCCAGUUGCGAGGUGAUGUCACUUAUUUCCUCUGAAAACCCCUUUUUCUUGAAUUAUGUGACUUCAAUCACACGGAGUGAUCUGCCUUUUUUUAUUCUAUCACAUGUUUGAAGAAAAUCCAGUUACUGAUAUUUACUGAUAAUUACUCUUAUUUUAAAACAUGUUUAACAGCAAAAGAUUAGAAUCAAGUGUAUCUGCAAGUCUCUUAACAAAAGAAAGUGAAACCUUGGAGAGAUGUUAGCAGCGGUUAUGAGAGGCGUGCAGCGUUGUCAGAGGGUUUGUAAUGCUGCAUUCACACUGUGAGCAGCUCAGCUAAUGUUUCAGUUGUGGUUCGUACAUCAGGCUCUGUUGGUGCUGCGUUACAGAGUUUUUUGUACUGUAUUUAGACAAAACAUGUUUUGCCAUUGCUUUGUUUUUUGACUUGCUUUGCUGGGUUAACUAAAUAUAGAGCUGGCCAGUAUUAACAAAAUUCAGGAUAUUCAUGACUUGGUUAUAUUUUGGAUAUGACCUUUGGUGCUUUAAUACAAUUAAUUUGUAAAUUUCAACGCAUCCCAAGUAGCCCUCCUAAACUACAUUAAAGUAAAAUUGACGGUUCAUUUAUUCGCAGUGCCUCCCCUGCUGGUUACUGUAAGGCAAUUGCAUUUUUAAAAGGCAGCAAACAGCCUCACCUCUAUCCACAAGUGUGUCCACCUGUGGUGUUGAAUCCAUGAUGUUUUUACUCUCAGGUGGUUUUAUGUCAUGAAAAUCUGUUCGACACGGCUCAUUAGUUUCCUCCAUUUUGCUUUCGAGCAAUAGUUUGACAUUUUGGGAAAUACGCUUCUUUGCUUUCUUGCCGAGAGUUAGAUGAGAAGAUCGAUACCACGCUCAUAUUUUCAUUUUUUGUACGGAUCAAACAAAUAAGAUAUAACGUUAAUUAUUGAGCUUUAGAGGUGCUUGUUGACGGAUUUUGUUACCUAUGGACAGAGCCAGGCUAGCUGUUUCCCUUGUUUCCAGUCUUUACGUUAAGCUAAGCUAACGGUCUCGUGGCUCCAGCUAUGUAUGUAUUGCACAGAUAUAAGAGUGCUAUCCAUAUCUUCUCAUCCAACUCUCAGCAAGAAGUGAAGAAGCGUAUUUCUCAAAAUGACGAGUUAUUCGUUAAAUGAAGAGAAAAACAAUUACAGACAGUGCCUUUAAUGAAUGUCCCCAGCUGGAGUACAAGGCACGGCGCUAAUACAUAUUUUCCCAAGUUCGAAUGACAGAAGAAGCCUUAGUCGUAGUUGGAAAAUGACCAAAAAACUCUUAAAAUAUUCAGAGUUUACCUUCAGGGACACCAGGAAGUGCAGAUACGUUAUUUUUGAGGUUACAAACUACAUAGUUUAUCGUCUAUUUAUGGGCCAGUUUGGGUGAUUUUUGUUAAUAAUGUAGCUCAUGGUGUGAAUGCAUGUUUUCCUUGACAGGGCGUAUCACCAAACCCCAUGAUGGCAAUGACGCAACGGUCCUCCAAGUUGAAAGUUGCCUUAUUUCUGUUGGUUUUAAUAGUGUUCGAGUUUGACUGCAGAACGAGGCAGAAGCUUGAGGGAAGAACUGGUGAUAACUUUUCUCCGAAUGUUGCUUGUAACCACUGGUAACCGCUCUCCAAACACUUCCUGACAGGCAGGUGCACUUACAAUACAUCCUCGCCCAAGUUUUGGUUUUCGUUAGCUGUACAUAGGAUUCAUAUUUUAUAUCGAUGAUUCUCAUGAGGGGAAAUUUACUGAAACUCGGAGCAUUUUCUUUGUUUUCUAUCGCGAUCUGGGUAAAACAAAACAAAACAAGGUUUGAAAUGUUUUUGUGAUUAUUUGCAAAAACCAUGAGGUGCACGAGGUUUAGUCUUCUUUAAUUUGUCUCAUCUUGAAUUUAACAUUUUUGCUCAAUAUUAAACUCUGAAUCUCACAAUCUUACACUUUUGUCAAACACCUUAAACAUUUGGGACUGUAAAUGUUUUUUGUCCAGGUGUGUGUUAACUAUCAGGGGACUGGCUUGCUUGUUUGACUCUGUUGACUCUGAAAAAUGCAGUUGAUCUGUUUUUUCGGUUGUUUUUUUUUUGUAUCAAUGUUGAUCAAAAGGGUGCGCUUGUUUCGGUUCAUCCACAUUGGUGCAGUUGUCUCCUUACCACUGGUUCCAUCAGUUAAAAUCCAACAAAACUGACUCUCGCCCACUGUUAGCUGAAACAAAACAAGUGCACCCCUUUUGCUGUUUUACUUGACAGCGGGAAGGAAUGUGUGUACAAACAAAGUGGGCCUGAAAUUAACACUUAGCCACCAGCCAACACUUAAACAUUAAACGUUCAGUUCUACUAGCCUGUUAGGCAAUUCAAAAACCUGGAACUUUAUUGACUUCUAUGUGCAAACAAAAGAGAUUGCAUCAAUGCCCCGAGCCACAGUCGCUUGUAAUUGUCGCAAAGCCAUUUUAUCAUAAUUUUGAAAAGUAGUUAGCCAAUCCAACAAAAACAUCAACCAAAGAAGUAAUAUACCACUUUUUAAAAUACUGUUUUAAAUAUUUAAGUGUAUCAAGAGGCAGGUCACUUUUCUCACAGUGUACGUAGUCAAUAAAGUUUAAUUUAGACAGGAGUUAGUCUUCAUAUUUUGCAGCACACAUCCAUGAGGAAGUUCUUCAGCUGGUAAAACUCUUUAUUUGUUGGCUGGUUGGCCCAAAAAAGUUAGUUUCACGCCCUGCAAAUAUCAUGUGGCUUCAUGAUGAACAAGUUUACAACCGACUAAUGUUUUAUUUAUUGUUACUAUCUUGAAACCGUGACCUGUGUAUUUAUUCUUAAUGACAUGCUGCUCUGGCUCGUUUAACUGGGAAGUAAAACAGAUGUCUUUUAAACUUCA